AUGUCUUCCAAUACGAUAGCGAGUGCCGCCGAAUUUGAGCGGAUGACAAAAGAAGAAAAAUUACGUUUCUGUCAAGAUCUCAUAAGACAAGCUGCUAAUUUGAAGAAAUCAUCACGUACGGAUGGUAGUGUACGAUCCAAAAGUAAAUCUAAUAAACGAUCAACUUCGAAAAGAGCAAAAAGUCCAACGUCAACAUAUCACAGGCAUUCAAAAUCAUCAGCAUUACAACCUUCUGAGCAUACUCCGAUACAAGCCAAGAGUAAAAUGUCUCCUUCGCAAUCAAGUGUGAAAAGCGGUACCCGUUCAAAUUCAAAAAUAGGCGGUACGCAUACUUCAAAAACUAAUCAGUCCGAAGCAGAACAUAGACCGACAUCGAAAUCUUCAAUUCAUAGUCAUAAGUCAACGAGUAAACAUCAUCCGGAUGGAUCAAGUCUUAUGCGAUCUGUUUCGCAUACUGCUGGUGUACAUGCUAAAUCACGAACGAAAUCGAAACCUAAAGCACGUAGCCAUAGUCGACUGAGACGCGGCACCUCAAGAGUUCGUUCUGCUAGUAAACAUAAACAAUCAACGAAAUCAGCCAUCGCGAAAAAAGUAGGAAAGAUACUCAAGCAACGAAAUAAGUACCUUUCAGUUCAGCGAAGAACAUCAACUGUUCGUUCGUCAUCAAAACCAGCCGGAAAUAGUAAUAAACAUGCUAGUAAAACUCGCUCAACUGCCACGAAAGGUCACAUCAGAUCUAAAAGCAAACAUUCACGUACGCCAAGAAAAAAUCAUACUGAGAUAUGUGAUGUCCAGUUCGUACCAAAAUUUGAUCCAAGUUCAAGUAAAAACCAUGUACCGGUUUAUCAUCUCAUACGUCAUGCGUUCGGUAACAUGGUUCGUGAAGCGAUUUGUCAAUUGGAUAAGGAUAAAACUGGCGUUAGCUCUCAACAAAUUCUCGAUCAUAUCCUCAAACAUUACUCAUUUCCAAAUAACAUAUCGAAAGGCGCCAUACGUAAUCGAACGUUGUUCACCAUUAACGCAGGUUUACGUGCUGGCACUCUUCUCAGUGUUGGUUCAAACAAAAACAUUCGCAUCGGACGUAUGCGACGUGUCUAUCCACAUAAACUUCGUUAA
Adineta ricciae is the source of this 1116-nucleotide messenger RNA. The record is from the annotation of a GenBank genome assembly. NCBI's taxonomy places the organism in Eukaryota, Metazoa, Rotifera, Eurotatoria, Adinetida, Adinetidae.